This is a messenger RNA of Leucoraja erinaceus (little skate), 5254 nucleotides long. Its product is annotated as thioredoxin domain-containing protein 6-like. NCBI's taxonomy places the organism in Eukaryota, Metazoa, Chordata, Chondrichthyes, Rajiformes, Rajidae. Gene Ontology annotation, biological process: CTP biosynthetic process; UTP biosynthetic process; GTP biosynthetic process. The transcript has 16 exons. Gene Ontology annotation, molecular function: nucleoside diphosphate kinase activity. The record is from RefSeq and is a predicted model, not a curated record. Bases 1067 to 4378 code for a protein of 1103 amino acids.
UCGGAAUACCAAACUCGCUUAUUAGGGGCAGGUUUGUGCACAGCAGUUAUGUUUUACUAACUUGGUUGAGUUUUUGAGGAACUGAUGAAGGUAAUUAGUGCGGAUAGAGUAGCGGAUACUAUCUACGUGGAUUUUAAUAAGCCAUUUGAUAAAAUUCAUCAUGGUUGGCUGAUUCAGUAGAUUAAGAUACAUGGGAUUCACAGUGAUCUGGUAGUUUGGAUUCAGAAGUGGCUUAGCCAUGGAAGUCAGAUAUAUAUAAGAGAGAGAGAGAGAGAGAGAGAGAGAGAGAGAGGCUGUCAAAGAAUACAGCUGCAUAAAAUUCAGUUAGAUCAAUUACAGAUACGGAAGGAACAAUGGCAGAUGGUGUUUAAUCCAAGCAAGUUUGAGGUGUUGCACUAGGGAGGUCGAAUGUAAUGGGAAAGUAUAUAGUUAAUGGCUAGACCAUUAACAACAUUGAUGAACAGGUAGAUCUUGGGGUCCAACUCCAUAGCUCCCUAAUAGUGGCAACAAAAGUAGAUAGUGAUAAAGAAGGCAUAAGGUAUGCCUUUGGUUAGGCCACAUUUGUAGUAUUCUUUGCUGUUCUGUUUACCCUAUUGCAGGAAGCAUGGCUUUGGAGAGGAUGCAGAUGAAGUUUGCCAGAAUGCUGCAUGGAUUAAAGUGUAUUGCCCAUAAGGAGAGGUUGGACAAACUUGGAUUAUUUUCUCUGGAGCAACAGAGCUUGAUGGGAGAUAUGAUGGAAGUAUAUAUUAGUGACAUUGAUAGGGAAGAGACUCAGAAUCUAUUCCCAGGGUAUAGAUAUUGUCCUCAACAUUGAAGACAAUGCAUUGUCAGAGGGGGAAAGCUUAAAGAAGAUGUGCAGAGAGUGGUGGGAGCCUGCAACAUGCUACCGGGGUGGCGGUGGAAGCAAAUACAAUGUUCAUUGUUUAAGAGGCUUUUAGAUAGGCACAUGGAUAUGAAAUAAAUAGAGGGAUAUGGAUCACACGGAGGCACAGACAUUAGAUUAACUUUACAUCAUGUUCGGUACAAUCAUUGUUGCUGCAGCACCUGUUCCUGUGCUUUACUGUCUAUGUUCUAUAUUCUACAAAUUUUAAACAAUUUUAUUUCUCCCUAUCAGACGCCAUUACACAGUGAAACAGAAUGGGAUGAAAUGUUUGAAGCAAAAGGCUUAUCAGUUGUGGAUGUUCAUCAACAAUGGUGUGGACCAUGUAAAGCAAUCUUAAGUGUGUUCAGAAGGUUGAAAAUGGAAUAUGGGGAUGAGCUGUUACAUUUUCACACAGUUCAAGCCAACAUUAUUCCCUUACUACAAGGAUUUGAAGGAAAGUGUGAACCUGCCUUCUUGUUUAUUGCGGCUGGUCAAAUCGUGGAUUAUGUGAAAGGUGUCAAUGCACCAGUUAUUAAUAACAAAAUUAUUGCAUUAAUGGAGACGGAGACUGAUUUUUAUGAGAAGGGAGUGGAACGUCAAGAGGAAACAAAUCCAUUGCCUGUUGUGUUUUUGGUCCAGGUGAAAUUUGAUCCAUUUCAGAAUAAGGCUAUCCAAGCAAUUCAAUUAUACGAUGUGGAAGAUGAAAUAGAAGAAUUUUUGCAAGUGGCAACAUCCAAACAUGUUGACAAAAUUUUUGCAGUGGUGAUAAUCAAACCAAAUGCAGUCAUUACUGGAAAUGACAAUAAUAUCAAAGAGCAGAUUAGUGAGGCAGGACUACAAAUUAUGGCAGAAGAAACAGCACAAUUGACUGAGGAAGAAGCCAAAGAAUUGUAUGAACAUAAAAAACACCAGCGUAACUAUGAAGAGAUUGUGCAAACAAUGUCAAGUGGUGUCUGUGAUGUACUGUUAUUAUCUGAUGAAAUGAAAGAUUUUGUAUUUGACAUGGAUGAAGCUGAAAUUACCAAAACAAACGAUGAUGACAGUGACAUUAGAGAUCUAGCCCACAGGCUAUUCAGUUUCUUUUUUCCCAUAAUUUAUGAAAAAUACAAAAAGAUUGAAAGGACACUAGCAAUCAUCAGCCCACAACUUCUUGAAUUACAAAGAGAUGAGAUAUUGGAGGAGAUUACAAAUGCAAGAUUUACCAUUGGGCGGCAAAAAGAAAUUAAUCUCAUAGAACGGCAGGUGACAGCAUUUUACAACUUCAGUGAGAAAAGUGACUUAUCUCCAGAAUUUAUGGACUAUAUGACAAGUGGUCCGAUAUUGGCAUUAGCAUUGCUCAGAGAUAAUGCAAUACAGCACUGGCAACGUUUACUGGGACCUGAUGAUAUUGAGCUAGCAAAGGAAGAGUACCCAUCAAGCCUGCGCGCAAAAUUUGCUUUGGAAGAUAUUCCAUUUCCCCAACUACAUGGAAGUCAGGACAUUGAAAUUGCAGCAAAGGAAUUACAGUUUUUCUUUCCUGUCGAACACACAUUGGUCGCAAUUAAACCUGAUACUGUACGACAACACAAAGAUAUUAUUAUAACAAGGAUCCAAGAAGGAAGCUUUACUAUCUCUGCAAUUAAAUCAGUUAAGAUGUCAAAGGAGAUGGCAGCAGAAUUCUACCAAGAACACGAAGAAGAGCCAUUCUUUAAUCAAUUGAUAGAAUCUGUGUCUCAGGGUCCAUCAAUGAUCAUAAUUCUUACCAAGGAAAAUGCUGUUAGGGAAUGGACGGAAUUGAUGGGACCUGUAGAACUUGAGCUGGCAAAGUUAGCUUUUCCAAAUUCCCUUCGGGCACAGCUUGAUUCCACUAUUUUAAAAAAUCAACUUCACAGUUCCUCCAGUGCAAAACAUGCUAAGGAUCACAUUAAGCUAUUGUUUGGCGAUACCCUCCGAGAUACAUUUGUUCUAGACGAGGAACCAACUAUUUCCAGUACAGCUUUGCUUUCAAUACCUCCUUCAGCUGAACCUAGUAUCACUGCUAUUGAAUCUACUGAAUUAUUGGAGACUGAGGCUCCCACUGAUGAGCAAGAAAUAAUUGAUACUGAUGGUAUGGUAGCACCUGAGACCCAAGCUAUAUCUAUUCCUGGGGAAGUUGCUGAUUCUGACACCAUAGAUGCAUCUGCGCCUGUUGAAGAAUCAGGUACCAGUGACAUUAAUGGUCCUGGUGAAGUUUCUGUUAUCGAUACCAGCGACACACCAGCUCUUGCUGAAAUGGCUGAUGUUGGCGAUAUAGAUGUAGUUUCUGCUGAAGUUCCUGAUGCUGGUACAGAAGAUAAAUCUGCUCCUGUUGAAGUUCUCGAUGCCCAAGACCUAGUGGUUCCUGAUAAAACCCCUGAUAUUAAUGUUCAAUCUAAUGAAGCCCUAGAAUCCACUGCUCAAGAUGCGCUUGUUCCUAAUGAAGUCCCUGAUGCCAGUACCCUUGAUGUUUCCACUCCGGGUGAACCUCCUGAUUCCACUACCCAAGAUAUAUCUGUUCCUAGUGAAAUCCCUAAAAUCAGUGUGGGGGAUGCAUCCCUUCCAGGUGAAGACCCCGAUUCAGACAUUCAAAAUGUAGCUAUUUCAGAUGAAGCUUCUAAUGUAGCAUCUAGUGAGGUCCCUGACUCCAAAAUUCAAGAUGUUUCUACUCUUGGUGAAGUUCCAGAUAUUUCUGAUCCCACCAAUAAAUCCAGAUCGCAAGACAUUUCUGCACAUGUUGAAGCUCCUGAUGCCAGCACUGAGGAUAUGUCCACUGAUGAUAUAUCCGCUCUUGAUGAGAAUGCGGAAGAUUUAUCUACUUCUGUUGUAGCCACAGAUGAUGACAUUGGAAAUGCUCCUGUCGCUGUGGAAGCUGCUGAUGCUGAAGUUGAAAGUUCAUCUGUUCCUAUUGAAAUCCCUGAUGUUGAUGUUGAAGCCCCUGCUGCUGAUGUUGAAAGUUCAUCUGCUCCUAUUGAAAUCCCUGCAGCUGAUGUUGAAAGUUCAUCUGCUCCUAUUGAAAUCCCUGCUGCUGAUGCUGAAAGUUCAUCGGCUCCUAUUGAAAUCCCUGCUGCUGAUGCUGAAAGUUCAUCGGCUCCUAUUGAAAUCCCUGAUGCUGAUGUGGAAGCUCCUGAUGCUGAAGAAGAAAGUUCAUCUGCUCCAAUUGAAAUCCCUGAUGCUGAUGUUGAAGCCCCUGCCGCUGAUGUUGAAAGUUCAUCUGCUCCUAUUGAAGCCCCUGAUGUUGAUGUUGAAAGUCCAUCUGCUCCUAUUGAAGUCCCUGCUGCUGAUGUUGAAAGUUCGUCUGCUCCCAUUGAAAUCCCUGAUGCUGCUGGCAAUGAGGAUAUUUCUGCUCCUAUUGAUACUGCUGAUGUCAGCAAUGAAGAUGUGCCUGCUCCCAGUGAAGUACCUGCUGCUGAUAAUGGAGGUACAUCUGCUCCCAUUGAAACCCCUGAUGCUGGAACUGAAGAUAUACCUGACCCUAGUAAAGAUACUAAUACUGGCAAUGAAGAUGCAUCUGUUCUCUGAAACGCAUGUAUGACAGCACCCUGGAAGUACCUUCUUCUGCCAAGGGAUCUGAUUCUGAAAUUGUGAUGCCAAUAUUCCAGGUCCCUUAUUACGGAUGAAUCUAGCACCUAAACGCCAGGUCUCUUAUUACUGAUGAAUCUAGCACCUAAAUGUUGGGGAAAAAAGGCAGUGCUGGAAACAUUCAGCAGGUCAGGUAACAUCCAGAAAGAGGUAACAUUUCAGGUGCUGGUAAAGUUCUGAUGAACUGUUCUGCUUCUGAUGAAGAGUCUUUGAACAGAAACAUUGUUUCUCUCUCCACGGAUGCAGACUGACCUGCCAAAUGUUUCCAGCAUUUUCUGUUUUCAACUUUCCAUCUUCGAGUUUUUCUGAUUUUCAAUUUUCACCUAACCUGUAGCUUUUUAAUUAACUCAGGUCAUCUAACACCCUAAACCUAGCAUAUAUUUUAAAUUUCUGAAUACAAUUUCUGAUACAUUUAGCCAAGAUCAUGGCUCCUAAGCCUACUAGCCUUAAUGCAGAUUUUCCCUUCUGCAUAGUUAGUAUUAUCCACAAUCCUAACAUUAAUAUUUCUUGUGAUAUCACAACCUGUCUGAAAUUUGCUUUUGCAUUCUCAACGAGAUUCUGGAAAGAAUGAAAAAAUAAACAAUACAAUUUUUCCAACAUCUGCAGUUCUUUCUUAAAUAACUAAAUAAAUAUGAGAUUACAUUAGCCACAUGACCCUGCAAAGAAACUGGCCAAACAAACAGACAAAUAUAUGUCUCAAUAGUUUUGUGGUAUCUUUGAAAUAUUCUAGACCUGAUAUUGCCAUUUGCCUUGUUGUUCAAGUCACAGUUCUUGAUUGUUAAAAGUCAGGUAAAACUUCAAUAAAUAUUGCUUUUG